Vespa velutina is the source of this 4230-nucleotide messenger RNA. It is a transcript of the gene slif, whose product is annotated as cationic amino acid transporter 3. NCBI's taxonomy places the organism in Eukaryota, Metazoa, Arthropoda, Insecta, Hymenoptera, Vespidae. The transcript is spliced from 9 exons. Gene Ontology annotation, molecular function: amino acid transmembrane transporter activity. Bases 1789 to 3666 code for a protein of 625 amino acids. Gene Ontology annotation, cellular component: plasma membrane. Gene Ontology annotation, biological process: transmembrane transport; amino acid transport. The record is from RefSeq and is a predicted model, not a curated record.
AACAAAAAUUUCCGAUAAAUAUAUAUCGAAAUAUUCGAAACACCGAAUAUAUUAAAUAUUCAUAUCAACAUCGGCAGCUUUUUCUUUUACCAAAGAUAAGAAUUAUCUCUCUUUAUCAUUGAUACAUCUUAUUUCAAUUGACACAUUUUACAAUUAUAAUCUCUUAUGGAUUAUUUAAAUCGCACGUACUGAUUACUUUAUUGUUACGAAAAAAAAAAAAAAAAAUAAAAAAAGAAAAGAAGAAAAAAAAAAAUAUAUAUAAAAGAAAAAAAAGCAAUGCACAAAGAAAUUCAAUUAUUAUUAUAAUUUAUUUUCAUUAUUAUUUAUCAGACAAUAAUAAUCACAAAAUUAUGUGUUCAUUCGAUGAAUUCAUUGAAUGUACAUACAUACAUUCUCUUUUCUCGAGGUCAUACCUUUUCCAAACGUUAUUUGCUGAAAUUCUGUUUAAAGGUACAGUGUACAUAACGAGAAACGUAAUUUUUAUUAUAAUAAUUCUUAUCUUCUACAAAUAUUUUACAUACAUGCACACACGCGCACACACACAUCAAUUACAAAUAAAGAUUAAAAUUUUGUUUAUAUACGUUCAAUUAAUUAUUAAUGAAGUAUAUUCAUUUGUCAUUAUUAAUUUAUUAGCCUUAUUUAUGAUUUAAAAUGUUUCCAUGCCAUAUGCCACUUAAUCGAAUUAAUAAAUUUACGUAACUAAUAUUAUUUCUUCAAGUAUACUUCUUUUUUCUUUCUUUUCUUUUUUUUUUGCUUUUGUUUUUGUUUUUGUUUUCCAUACUUAUCUAUUUAUGAAUAGUUAGCUAAGGAAAACAAGUGGUCAUUUAAAAAUAUCAGUUACUUAAGUAUUAUAAACUAAAAAAAAAUAACGCGUUGUGUGUCGUGGAAAAAAAAAAAAAAGAAAAUUGUUUUGGUUAAAUUAACCUUAACUAUUAUAUAACGUUUAAAUAUCAUUUUUAUUUGAAUGUGAACAUUUGAGAGGUGAAAUAUGUUUCUAAACGUGAUCGUGUAAACUUAAUAUAACGAUCAAUUGCGCAAAUAUAUUUACAAGAGUCGAUUUCGAAUUCCUUUGAAAUAAUUUCGUGUAUUUGUACAAGGAUAAAAAAAAAAAAAAAAAAAAAAAAAAAGAAAAGAAAAGAAAAAAGAAGAGAGAAAAAAUGAAGAACUGUUUUACCUUGGACUAUUUCACGCAGAAAAUUUCUUGGAUGUUAAAUAGAUGACUAACUCUCUACGUGAAUGUUACGUAUAUAUACUUGGUGAUCCAAUUUAAAUGGACUCCUGACGAUUUAUAUUAAUCGUUUAAUAAUUUGUUUAUUGUUUCUUUAGAGAGAAAAGAAAAAAAAAAAAAAAGAAAAAGAAAAAGAAAAGAAAAGAAAAGAAAAAUGAUAUCAACAAUUGUAUUCAUUAAUUACGUCAAUGUGAUAUAGUUUAAUCGAUUGGACCAAUAAAAAUAAAAAGAAAAAAGAAUAAAUAAAUAAAUCAAAUAAAAUAAAACAACGUAAAAUCAUGAUGAAAUCAACGUUGUAAAUAUAGUUACAGUCCGAUAGAUCAUUGACCUUGACGGAUCAGUUUAUGUAAUGCAAGAGAAAUCCUUAAUUACGAUUUCUACAAUUAGUUUCUUCUUUUAAUAAUAAAAUAAUCUUUUUUUUUUUAUUUAUUAUAUAGACAUAUCAAUUGAUCAUUAUAUUAUUAAUAUUCAAGGAUGAUGAUCUCAAAUGUAUGAAUUAUUAUAUAAAUAAGUUUACAAAGUUUAUACAGUUAUAAAAAAAGAAGAAAGGAUUAAUCGUUAUGGCAGCGAAUCGCCUGUGGAGAACAUUGUCACGUAAACGUAUUGAUGAUGAUCAAGAGGGCAAGGGCGAGUUGGCAAGAGUUCUAAAUAUAUUUGAUUUAACUGCCCUUGGAGUUGGUGCUACUCUUGGUUUAGGCGUUUAUGUUCUUGCCGGGAGUGUUGCAAAAGAAACGGCCGGACCAGCCGUUUGUGUUUCAUUUCUUAUUGCUGCUAUUGCUUCUGGUUUUGCUGGAAUGUGUUAUGCGGAAUUUGCAUCAAGAGUACCAAAAGCAGGAUCAGCUUAUGUUUAUAGUUAUGUAACAGUUGGCGAAUUUAUAGCAUUUGUCAUAGGAUGGAAUUUAAUAUUGGAGUAUGUUAUCGGUACAGCAAGCGUUGCUCGAGGUCUUAGUAAUUAUAUUGAUGCACUAAUAGGAAAUGUUAUGGGAAAAACUUUGCAAUCUGUCAUGCCUAUAAACAUUUCUUUCUUAUCAGAGUAUCCUGAUUUUUUUGCAUUUGGCAUGGUUAUGUUACUUGCUCUUUUACUUAGCAUGGGAGUUAAAGAAUCUUCUUUUUUAAAUAAUGUAUUCACUGUCAUCAAUAUUCUUACAAUUCUUAUCGUUAUAGUAGCAGGUUCUAUUAAAGCCGAUCCAAAAAAUUGGUUCAUUUCGAUAGAUGAUAUUCCUAAAAAUGCAACGAAUGCUGGUACCGGUGGUUUUAUGCCAUUUGGAAUAACCGGUGUAAUGACAGGUGCAGCAAAAUGUUUCUAUGGCUUUGUGGGUUUUGAUGCUGUUGCUACAACCGGUGAAGAGGCAAAGAAACCACAACGUAAUAUACCCUUAGCCAUUGUUUUGUCUCUUAUUAUUAUUUUGGCAGCAUAUUUUAGUAUUUCUACUGUAUUGACCAUGAUGUGGCCAUAUUACGAUCAGAAUGCUGAUGCUCCAUUCCCUUAUGUUUUUCAACAAAUUGGAUGGCCAAUCAUCCAAUGGAUUGUCAAUAUUGGAGCUAUUUUUGCUUUGUGUACGAGUUUAUUAGGUGCUAUGUUUCCUUUGCCACGUGUAUUGUAUGCUAUGGCAAGUGAUGGGAUUAUAUUUAUGUGGCUUUCUAAAGUACAUUCUAAAACCAUGACACCAAUUUUGGGUACAAUACUUUCUGGACUACUUGCUGGAAUUAUGGCUCUUUUUUUUAAUCUCCAUCAAUUAAUCGAUAUGAUGUCUAUUGGAACAUUAUUGGCAUAUACGGUAGUAGCAAUAUCAGUAUUAAUAUUAAGAUAUCAAAAAGAAGAUGAUAUUAUGCCUGAAGUGACAAUGAAUGGUUAUGAAUUUACAGCAAUGAAUAUAUUCAAGCAAACAUUUAAUUUAAAUAAUCAUAAGGAUCCAUCACAUAUUUCCAGCAUAGUUUCAAAAUGUAGUAUAGCUAGUUUUACCGUCGUUUUAUUUAUACUUAUUAUUAUAUCAAAUUAUGUUGAAUUUGAUAUAACAGAUGGCAAUGUAAUAGUAUUUGUAAUAAUAAUAAUACUCGCAUUUAUAUUAAUAUUAAAUGUAGCAUCUAUUGGUAGACAACCAGUUCAACAAGUCGAACUCUCUUUCAAAGUAUAUAACACAGUAUAUAAUUAUAAAUUAUUAAUGUAUUAUAUCAAUAACGAAUCCUUUUUUCUUUUUUUUACUCAGGUUCCAUUUGUUCCAUUGAUACCAUGCUGUAGCAUUUUUAUAAAUCUUUAUUUGAUGUUGCAAUUAGACAUGUUUACAUGGAUUAGAUUUAUCGUGUGGAUGUUAAUUGGUUUUUCUAUUUAUCUAUUUUAUGGAAUUUCUCAUAGCGUUCAGGGAAAAAAGAAUAAAAUUGAGCUUAAUAUAAUGAAACAAAAAAAUGCGGAUCAAAGUGGAACCAUAACAAAAUUUUAAAUAUAUGAUAUAUAAUAAAUAAUUUUACAGCCACGUAAAGCCACAAAUAGAAUAACCUCGUUUAUAUAUUAAUUUUUAAUAUAUUUUCAAUUUAAAGUAUUUUAUAUAAGAUAACAAUGAUUAUUGUGAUAUAUUUCUAUUGUAAUAUUAAUUUAUAUAAAAAAUAUUUUAUUGAUAUUAUAUUUAAAUACGUAUAUAAAAAAAAUAUCUUUCGAUAAGAAUUUUAAGGACUUACCACUUACACCGGUUGCCAAACCUGCCUAAGGACAGAUAAUAGAAAGAAAGAAAGGAGAAAGUAUUUUUCGUAAUACUCCUGGCGCCAUCUAGCGUUAUCAGCUUGAAUAAUAUUUUCGCGCCUUUUAUUGAACGAACUCCACCAUCGUUAUGUGUUCCUGUUACAAAUCGAGCAUUUUUGCGACAAUAAAGUGGCCGAUUAUAAACACUCAUAUAUAUAUAUAUAGGAUAUAAUAGCUAUGGUUAAAAUGUUAAAUAUUUUUAUUCAUUAUUAUUAAGUAUUAUAAGCAAAUUUUUAAUAUAUUAUAUCGUUCUAGAAAAUUUGGAAAA